ACACGCAUAACGACCACUUGAGCCAUCAGUGACCCGGCAGAGGAUCCAACAAUCAUCGGAAUGAUAACCUACUGAUGAACCGGCAAAUGAAUGGACAAGUUCAUCGGAAUGAUAACCUACUGCUGAACCGGUCGGUCCCUGUGUCAUCCUCUAUCCUCCGGUUCAUACUGAAUGGAAUCGGUUGCUAAUAUAGUAUCCGGUUUUACUGGAGACCUGACCGAGAUGUUGAGUUUGCGCGUGCGCACGACGAGCCUUGUAUGAGGGUCACUGCUAGUUCCACCACUGGAUCUACUGACCUGUUGCCAAAGCCGAUGCUUCUUCGUUCUUCUUCUUCAGUUGGAGUAGACUGACCGGCGACGUAACUUCUUCCUUUCUUCCUCCAACAUUCUGCUAAUCAGGAUGGAACGAGGUACUACUCUACUGCUUCUGUUUGUCACUUUACUUUCAUCACUAGUUCUGAUCGCUGCUCAAGAUUUCGAAUCGGAACCAUUGUCGGAUGAUGAGAAAGAAUCUCAAGAACUGCAAGAAGUUGCUGGUCAAGCUCAUCAUAUUCAGCAGCAAGAGUCAACAGGUGUGAGAAAAGUGACAUCCAACAAAAAAGGUGAUGCACAUGGAGGCCAUGGUGGACACGCUAAAAAAGGAAGGAAAAAGAAGAAGAAGGAUAGUGCUCUGAAGAAGUUCCUUCCACUGUUGCUCAUCCCGUUCAUCAUCCAGACCAAACUCAUCCCAAUUUUCCUGAUGAAGCUGAAAAUGAUAGCAAUCAAGGCUUUCCUGGUUGGAAAACUGGCUGUUUUUCUAGUCAUGUUCAAUAUGGCGCGCAGCAUGUUGAUUGGCAGACAAUCAGUUCACAUCGACACCAAAUAUUCAAUGGAUCACUUAGCAAAGGAGCAUUACGGAUAUGAUGGGAGUCCGGAGUAUGGUUCCUGGGUAAACAGCUGACCAAUACCAAAUAUUAUAAAUUAUUGAAUUCGAUUUCUGAAUGAAAAUAUUAUUUCUGUUCGUUUUAUGAACAUGAGACACUGUUUAAUCUGUUUCCAAUACAGAUCUGAAUGAAUAUCAUAGCAUUGACAUGAAGUUACAUUCUAAACACUGGAGUAACACUGUAAAAUACGAUAAAAACUAUUAUGGGGUUCAGGACGAAAUUUCCUGAAUGAUCUGUUACACAAUUAUUAUCAGUCUUUUGGAAAUACUAUGAAAAAUAAUUCUUAAUUUGAUGCACGAAAACGGCUUUCGUGUAUAACUUAUCAAAAUAUGCUAUCAACAAUACUCUGCUAAGAUCAAUAUUAUGUAUUUUCUAAUAAAAGAAAAAUGGAAUAUAAUAAAAAUUUUCCUCAUAAUAUGAAAAACAUAUUUUUGAGUAGGUAUUAUUUGGAUACCGGUAAGAAAAGCUUUACAAGUACGUUCCCUGAGAACAAUAUUUUCCUUUUUGGAAAAAAGGUGUUUUCCCAUAUGGUAACCAAUUGUUAAUUUAAACCAAUAUAUACCUCUAUUCAUCGUACGAAUACGAUAAUGUGUUUGCUACUACAUAAUUCAUAUUUUGUUAAGGAUGUUCAAAAACCCGUUUGAUAAACUCUAUUUCAACUGUUUCUAUUGCAAGUAAAAUCUUACAUCAACA
Messenger RNA from Nilaparvata lugens (brown planthopper), 1615 nucleotides. RefSeq lists its product as uncharacterized. The record is from RefSeq and is a predicted model, not a curated record. The coding region runs from base 400 to 939 and encodes 179 amino acids. Lineage: Eukaryota; Metazoa; Arthropoda; Insecta; Hemiptera; Delphacidae. The transcript is spliced from 4 exons.